Messenger RNA from Taeniopygia guttata (zebra finch), 8926 nucleotides. RefSeq names its product gamma-aminobutyric acid type A receptor subunit gamma3 (gene GABRG3). Lineage: Eukaryota; Metazoa; Chordata; Aves; Passeriformes; Estrildidae. The record is from RefSeq and is a predicted model, not a curated record. Gene Ontology annotation, molecular function: extracellular ligand-gated monoatomic ion channel activity; GABA-A receptor activity. Gene Ontology annotation, cellular component: membrane. Gene Ontology annotation, biological process: monoatomic ion transmembrane transport; gamma-aminobutyric acid signaling pathway; chloride transport.
UUCUUUUUUUUUUUUUUUUUUUUUACUCUCCCCCCCCCCCUCCCUUCUCGGAGCGCUGUGGAAGAGAGUGUUUUCUUCAGGGUAUUAAGCUGAGAAUACAGAAGAGGAGAGGCUCAGACCUUUACCUCAUUGCCUCAUUCUCCCUUCCAUGUGAACGUUCUGCAACGUUUCCUUCAUCCUGCCGCACCUCUCACCUGGCCAGCGCUGUCCGGACCAUGUCCGCUAAGCUCCUGCCGGUUCUCUUCCUCCUCUCAGUGUUCCACGCUUGUUCUAGAAAGAUUGAAGAGGAUGAAUAUGAAGAUGGAACAACUAACCAAAAAUGGGUUUUAGCUCCAAAAACACAAGACACAGAUGUGACUCUGAUACUAAACAAGCUCUUGAGAGAGUAUGACAAAAAGCUGCGGCCAGAUAUUGGAAUAAAACCAACAGUUAUUGAUGUUGACAUUUAUGUUAACAGCAUUGGUCCCGUAUCAUCAAUAAAUAUGGAAUAUCAAAUUGAUAUAUUUUUUGCCCAGACAUGGACAGACAGCCGUCUUCGCUUCAACAGCACCAUGAAGAUACUGACUCUGAACAGCAACAUGGUUGGCUUGAUCUGGAUCCCAGACACGAUAUUUCGUAACUCAAAGACAGCAGAGGCUCACUGGAUCACCACCCCAAACCAGCUCCUCCGCAUAUGGAAUGAUGGCAAGAUCUUGUACACCCUCAGGCUUACCAUCAAUGCUGAGUGCCAGCUGCAGCUGCACAACUUUCCCAUGGAUGAACACUCCUGUCCUCUGAUAUUCUCCAGCUAUGGCUAUCCUAAAGAGGAAAUGAUUUACAGAUGGAGGAAAAAUUCAGUGGAGGCUGCUGACCAGAAAUCUUGGAGGCUCUAUCAGUUUGACUUUAUGGGUCUCAGAAAUACUUCAGAAAUUGUGAAAACCUCUGCAGGUGAUUAUGUAGUCAUGACUAUAUACUUUGACUUAAGUAGAAGAAUGGGAUACUUCACUAUACAAACAUACAUUCCCUGUAUAUUAACAGUUGUUCUCUCCUGGGUAUCCUUUUGGAUCAAAAAAGAUGCCACACCAGCAAGAACAGCAUUAGGCAUCACCACAGUAUUGACCAUGACAACUUUGAGUACCAUCGCAAGAAAGUCAUUGCCCCGUGUUUCCUAUGUCACUGCCAUGGAUUUGUUUGUGACUGUAUGCUUUCUAUUUGUAUUUGCUGCUCUGAUGGAGUAUGCCACCCUCAACUACUACUCAAGUUGCAGGAAACCAAACUGUACUAAGAAGAAAAAGUCGCUACCUGAUGUAAGUUUUGGUCAUGUUAUGAAUUAUUCUGUACUUGAUAUGAGACCACCAACUACAGUCAUCACAUUGAACAAUGCCAUGUAUUGGCAAGAUUUUGAAGAUGCAUGUGUCUAUGAAUGUCUGGAUGGGAAAGACUGUCAGAGCUUUUUCUGUUGUUAUGAAGAGUGUAAAUCAGGCUCAUGGAGGAGAGGACGGAUUCACAUAGACAUCUUAGAACUGGACUCUUACUCUAGGGUCUUUUUUCCUACAUCCUUCCUGCUGUUUAACCUGGUCUACUGGGUUGGAUACCUCUAUCUUUAAAUGUUGCCUGUAGCAGUGAAGACUGCUGCGUUUUCUCACUGCAGAUGGAUGGUGAAAGUGCAGAAAAAGUGAAGGACACAGUCAGUUUCAUCUCCAAUUAAAAAAGAACAUAUUAACUUCUACCAUCACAGAGCCUGAUGAAGAAUUUUAAAAUGUAUUUUCCUGAAAAAGAAAAACACAGAAGAAUUCUCUCCUAACUGCUAUUUGUUUUAAGAAAAAGGUUCUUACAAAGUUCAGCUGAAUUUGUAGCGUAAGCGAUGUUUAUGAAUAAUUAUUGUAUAUUAAAAUCUCUACUAUUGUCCCUUACCAUAGGAGCUAUUCACAAUUCAGGCUUAAAUAUGUAAUUUUUAUUUUUCAUUCUCAUACUUUCUUCAAAAUGCUGCCAUAUCUCUAAGGCUCAGAGAAAUGUACACUGGCACUAGCAAAUAAGCCAAAGCUGAUGAAAAAGCUCAUUUCUAUUUACAAUUGCUUGAUACCAUAGGUUUUGGGGAAAUUGAUGAUCUCCUUGAUAUAGAGUAACCACCAAGAGACAAUAAGAAAUGUCUGGUAGGGUCAAAAUGUGGACGUGACAUUCUGCAGAGGUCUGAGAUUCAUUGAGUUAACCACUUACCCACACAUAUUGGUUUUAACUUAGAGGUGAAAAGGCAGAAAGAGAGGAAAGCUAUAAUUUUUAUAUAAAUAAGACUUGCCUAUCUGUAAGGCAGUUGUAGGCAUGACUUCUACAAUUUUUCAAGCUUUUAACUGUGUUUUUUUACGACUCAUUAAACACAGGAUGGUCAUUGAUUUCUAAAGUAUUAUACUUGAAGCAGGACAAGAUUCCUGUUUAUUUGUGUCAUUGUAGCAGUUCAUAGUGCAUAGCACAUGAGUAAAAUUAUAGUAGCACCAGGAAUAUGUGACUUUCUUUGGAUUUCAAUCAGUUCAAAAAGUGUGCCCACACAUUCUUAUUUUUUCUCUCAAAGUUGUAUUAUAAAAUGGAAAAAACAUGUGCCAAAGGACUUUUUUUUUCUUUUCAUAACAUUAAACACUGCAAUAUUUACUCACAGUAGUUGUUCCCUAGGCCUGAGCUAAAGAGUGAACACUUGUGGCUUGAAUAGUGCAUUACAGGAACUCAGUUGUGACACUUAGAUUAAAUAUGAAAUAGCUGCCACAUGUAGAAAGAGGUUCUUUUAAUCCUUUUCCAAAAUUUCCAACUAUAUUUUACACUAAAAAACAAUUUUGCAUUUUUCAAGGUUUUCAGUAUUCAAUUUUAAACUACCCAUUAUUUCAAAAUCUAGUUUUACAGUAUUAAACUAAGCAACGUCUUUUACAGACUGUCUACAUAAUUGUUAUUAAGCAAACAAAACAUAUCCAGAAUUAAAUAGCAAUAGCUUUUCUCUACCCUUUGCAUGACAAAUUGUUACAAAAGAUUGAAGUUAAAAGAUAAUUAAAACAACAAUUCUAUUUCUUUUCUCUUUUGGAGAUAAUUUUUUAUGAACUCAAAAAAUGUGUGUCUCUUCCAGGCAGCAUUUGAUGAAAAAAUGAAUAGUGGAUGUGACUUGAAAGGAGUUCCUUUUUCCUCAGAAGGAAAACCCUGCAAACAAGCAAAAACUAAUGCAAUGGUAAUUCUAAAGGAACAGAAAUGCUAUUAUGUUCUUUGAAACAUCACUGUCUUUCAUUGCUGUUGCUCUGUUUUUCCACUGAGUUUUAAUAAGGAAAAAAAAAAACCAAAAAAAACCCCAAAAAACCCAAAACUAAUCCAAAAGUUAAUUUUAGUUUUUCAAAAACUUUCUUCUGUUUUUAACUUGUCUCAAAUAUCUGAAACAUAGGUUGUUUAGGUUGUGGAGGGGAAUUACUUCUGUAAGGACUGAAAAAAUUCAUAUUAGAAGCACAGAGAAGAAAUAUUUUGAGGCAGAAUAAAAGCCUUAUUUUUAGAAAAAUCUGCCCAAUCGGAUGUCUUCUAAACCAAUGAUAACCUUAUGAUUUCAAAAUACAUGUUGAAAAUUUUGCUAACUCUAAUUAGCAAAUUAGCUGCUCUGUAAAGCUAUGUCCUGGACUUGGAGGUAUGGACUUAAUUUGAGGAUGACAGUGAUAUUUUAAGUAGUGCAAGAAGGUGAUUAAAUUUGAGUUGGAUAUCCUGAUCUCUAAUUAUUAAUUAGUCUACUUACCUUCAGCCAUAUUUUGCAAGAAUGCUGGAAAUAUGCCAAGUUGAAUAAAAAGAAUGGAAUCUUUCCUUUAGGGAGGUUAUCCUGCAAACACUCUGCACAAUCAAUUGAUUUUGGUGGUCGUAUUGAGACAAAUGAUGCACAAUCAGGUGCCUUCCACCAUUAAGAUCUUGAAUAGAUAAAGUGAUGUUUAUUUAACAAUUCCAAACUGUGUGAAUUUUCUGGGAAGUGGAACAUUCCCAUAUUAGAUGAUGAGCAUAUGCUUUUCUUGCCCUUCUGGUCAUGGCUGCUCAUGAGCCCUGCUGAAAGCAGACAAUCCCAACAGAUCCUUCUUUGGAAGACUGAUUCUGCUAAGUCCAUUCAUAUUGCCCAUUUUCUGAAUUUUUUCAUAAAUAGAAGAUGGAAGCAAAUAAUUCCAGCUUUUCCCACUGUCCUAAAUCAAGAAAGAAGCUUCAAACACUACCACAUUCUGCUCUUACAGUGAGAGCAGAGGACACAUUCUACUGUGUAAUUUAUUCUACUCUGGGGUUAUCGAAAAAUUGAUUUUUAUGCAAGGCAAAUGGCUGCAAGCUGGCAGGUUCCUGAAUUCAUUCCUCUGCUUGUUCCCAGCAACUUGGCUUACUCUCACUGCUUUAUUGCUCCGUGUUUUGGCAGCCACUGAAAAACCUUAGCGAUCUGGGAAGACAGGCUUUCUAUGAUCUGCGUCAUUCAAAAUAUCAUUGUGGUCUGUAUACAUCUCUGUGCCAUAUCCUUCUGUAGGAGUAAGAAUAUCUUAAUUCACCUUCAGAUAUUCUUUUGCUUCUUUUGCAAAUUGGCAAAAGUUAACAUUUUUGUGUUCUGUCCCAUGAAAAAUGUAAGAACUGUAUUUUAGCAUUCUAGAACAUUUUCUUAUCAAAUCAUUUCGUAUUAGAAACUUGCAUUUAUUCAACUACUUCUUUUUUAUUAUUUAGUACUUACUUUUACCCUUCCAAGGAAGGGAACAGAGGGAGGAAAAACCAAAUUAGUAGUGAAAUGAGCACAUUUGGCUAUCUAAAACCUCGAAACCAAGUAUGUUCACUUUAUAUUUCUUCCUUGUCGAAGUUGCAGAAGGCAUUGUGAGGGUUUUUUAAUUAAUCACCUUUGUUUCCCAGGAGGAUCUAAAGUCAGUCCUCUUAUUCUCCCCUUCAAUUAAAAGUUCUUGGGCAUAGUUUUUCUUUAUUGAGGGCAGCAUUUUCCAGGCAAUUAAGAAUGUAUAAAAAAUACUGGUCUGCUUAAUUCAAUCUUCUCCAUUUUCCUGGCUCUGAUGCUUAGCAAAUUGACAGCUUUUUUUUUUUACAGCCACUCUUCCAAGAAUAAGGGUAUAAAAAUUUGUAGCCAGUUUAUGCUCUCUCAGUGUCCAGCAGUAAUGUGGAACUGCAGUGCCACACAAUUAUAAUACAACUUUCUAACCAAAAAGUAGGGGUGUAUUUUAAAACACCUCAGGCAUUUUGAUAACAUUCUCUUUGUCAUGUUCUCCUUAAUCAACUCUCAACUGUAUAUUGCUAUAUUGUUCAUACCAAUAAAAUUUACAAAAAUUACAAAAAGCCAGAACUGUCUUCACAGAGACAGUGAUGAGUAGUGAAGCUAAAAGAAGAAAAAGAAAUUAUUUUUUAUUGCUGUGCAGCUCUUAUCUGUCGCAAUCCUCUUAUUCAAUUUAACCCACAGCUAAUUCCAAAUCAUCCACCUGGAGGUUUGCACAUUCAUCAGCUGGAACAGCAGUGACACAUGAGUCUUUAGCUGAUAGGAAAUUAUUUCUGGAACUGCAGGCAUACUGCCAAAUAACUCAGAUAGCUAUCUUAAAAACUUCUGCAGCUCUAAUGUGUCUUGUUGUCUAGCAUCUCACCUUAUUUCAUGAAUUUAUCACAACUCUCCUUACUAAGUCAUUUCAUGAAAGGAAUGCUGUUUACCUCCUUUUUAUACAAAAUUUCACCAUAUAUCUAAUAAAAUUACUCUCCUACAUGAGCGAACAACAGGUAGCUCUGGAACUGCUGACUAUUGUGGGAAGGGAGACUCAGUAUUUUAAGACAGACAGAUUUCACAGAAUCACAGAAUCAGAUAGGUUGGAAAAUACCUUAGAGAUCAUCAAGUCCAACCUAUGACCUAAACCAUAGCACUAAGUGCCAUAUCCUGUCUUUUUUUACCCACCUCCAGGGACUAUUUCAUUAGCCUCACCAUUUGGAGGGUUGGUGUUACCUUCUAAACUGUAAAACAAAAUGCCCACUGAAACUUGUAAAAGCUGUCCAUAACAGACUGUACUUUUUCCAUUGGCUGCUCUUUCCUGGUUUCCAUGUAAUGCAGUAAGAAAAGGCAAGCCAUAUCUCAUAAUCUUAUAUGCCUACACAGGCAGAUGAUUUUUUUCAAGGCAUCUUCUUCUUCUUGCUCACAGUGAAAUGCUUGUGCCUCUUACGUCAGUGCCUUUAUCAUUUAUUAAUAUAAAAGGAUAGUCCUUAACAUUAGGGUAUAUUUCUCAUUUGAAAGUUAGAAAGUGGGACCAAUGACCUUCCUGGAGUUCUUCCUGAGCACCACAGUGUGUGAUCAAUAUUCUCAAUGUCUUUAACCUACAGACUGAGCAUUUCUCUGCAUUUUCUUUAUUUUUCUAAACAGUCUGUAGGUUUCUUAUUUCCUAUAUAGCAAAAGGCUGCAGUGGAAUUUCAGCAGUUUAGCAGAAUCCUUCCUUCUUCACUCAGCAAUUUCAUUCUGCCAAGAGAUACAGAGCAUAAAAUCAAGGCUCAUCCAGAUCUCUUUCCAGAAGACUACUUAAAAUAGGCAAAAACCAGACUAUGUAUUGGGAAUGUAUUUCCACAGAUGAAAGGUGAGAUAUUUUGCUUUAGAGGUUUGUUGGCUUUUUUUAUCAGUUAAUUUUAGAUCCUUCCUCCCUCCACAAGCAUAAAAUUAGCUCAACUUACACUUGACUACUGAGAAAAAGGUAUAGUGUUAUUAGUCUUGUUCUAUACUUGUAUGCCUACCACCUUCUUAUGGUUCAUCACACUCUCUUCUUGAAGGGUUCUAGUAUAUAUGUGAAAAAAUGAAGGCCUUUCUUCAAGACUCAGUGGCCUUAAUAGUAUUCUUUUUCCCUGGGAUCUAGGAGGAGUUCUUUCUUCGUAAUUAAGGCCACAGUUUAGAUACUAAAACCAAAGCUGUGUUCUAUAAAUAAAGGGAAAUUAUGUUUCAACAAAAAAAAUUAUCUCAGCUUGACCAGAAUUACUAUGAGAAGUUAAACAGUAAAUUGUUUUUAUGCUGAAAAUUUGAUGGAUAAUUUAAAGAGAUAUGAUGGCCUACAACCCUGUCUAGCUAGGACUAAGUCCUGAACUAGGGAUAAAUAUUGUUCUAACCAUCUAGUUUACCUAGCAGCUGUUUCUUUAAAUGACUUUGUAUUGUGACUGACUUCAAGCACUUGGUUAGUUACUGCUGACAUUCCUCAAGUGAGAUAUCCAAUAUCUGUGAUGAUGUAUUGCUUUCUACAGACUACUUUCUUUUACUUUUCUUUUUUUGUUUUGGGUUAUUUGCUGUUUAUAAAGGACAAGCAGAAGAUGUGGUUAUGUCUAUUCAUAUAGGGGAAAGCUUUCUCAAGGAUGAACCAGGCAAAGCAGGCACUGAUAUGUAGCCAGUAACUUGCUGGGUAUUCUUUUAUCUAAGUAAGGAAUGGCUCUAGUCAGAGGAGACACAACAGCCUCUGGUGCCAUCGAAGCACCCACAUGGAGGCUUAAGCCAGCCUGUGGAGCUUCUUAUAGGGGAAUGCAGUGCUCCCUUCAGUGUUUAAUACAGCCCUUAAUACUCUUUUAAUGUCUCUAUAACUUCUUGCAGUAGUGCUUCCAAGACAGGAAGCUGUAAUGAAACAAUAUAUUCUAAAAUACAAAGAAUUAAAUACCCACAGUGAAGCUGGUGAUGGCUUUUUACUGAGAGUGUAUUAGGAUUACAAGUUUAAAAAAAACAGACCUACUAGGUCUGAGUCAAAGCUUUCCACAUUAAUUAAGACCACCGACCAGAAUAGGGGCUUGAGUUCAAAUCAGGAAUCAGGAAAAUCAUUGGAUAAUAUUCUGUAAGAGUUGAUUACUAAUUGUUUGGAUUCAAAACUUGUGGAGCGUAGAUUUGUAACUCAAGUAUUAGUGUGAGAUCUGUGAUUUACAUUCUUAAAGUGAGGCCCGAAACAGGUAAAUGCUAAACUUUCUAAAUUGCACAUUGAUAUAAAAUGGAUGAAGAGAACAAUACUGAUGACAUAUAUUUUAAAAACUAGUGACAAAUGUGAAAUAGAGCAUGCUACAGAGUCCAUUCCAUGCUUAUGGACCUCAUGGGAUCUUUAAAAUAAAAGCAACUGUGGAACUCAUGGAAAGCUGCUAAAAUAAUUGCAUUUGACAGUAUUACACAGGCAGCCCAGGGAAGUACAGCACUGUCAGACAGAGUGCUGCAAAGGAAAAAAAAAUAAAUUAAACAGAAUAAGCUCCCAUGAAACACUUCCUCUGAACAACACGGGAAAUCUGGUGCAGAAAUUACAGUAUCACACUCCCUUAUUCUCUUUCACAGUUGUUCAGGACUCCUGUGACUUUUUUGUUAUUCACAAUCACUUGCAAUGCCAACCUUAAAUCAUGGAUCAAGCUGUGGCUACCACAGGUUAUCACUAAACCCCUCACAUAAUCUUGAUCUAAACUGUCAGUAUACUGCUAUCAAAACAUUUUUCCCCACCGUGACAACACAUGCAAUUUUUUUUCAAAGUGAGUGUAAUUUUAGUAAUCAAAUAAAUACUGCCAACUAUGUGCCAAAUUGAAUUUUCUUAUAGAAUACAGACAAAAUUUUAGAUUUCUAACUAUCCUUCCUUCCUAAGUUUUUGUUAGGGGUGUGUGACUUUGUUGCUAGCAGUGCAGCUUGUGAUGUCAUAGUGAAAUGAAAGUACAAUUAUGUGCCCAAUGUGCCUUGAAUAAUACAGGUAGCACUAGUACCAGUAUGUCAUUCUAAGUUAGAUAGCCAUCCCAGUGAUCCCCUAGAUUAACCUAAUCAGAAAAGUCAAACAUCCAUGUGCUUCAUCUCCUCAAGUUCUCAGACAAUGACUUUCCCUUCUUGAUCACAUCCAUUCCAGUUUACUUUGUGUUAAGGAGUAGGGCUGUGCGUCUAGAAUACUAUUUAUAUUCGUAUUUUGAUCCCGGCAUUUGUAUUUCUGGAUACAAAUAAAUACACAUUAACAGAAAA